Rosa chinensis is the source of this 1889-nucleotide messenger RNA. Its product is annotated as LIM domain-containing protein WLIM1. The transcript is spliced from 6 exons. Gene Ontology annotation, cellular component: actin cytoskeleton; plasma membrane. Gene Ontology annotation, molecular function: actin filament binding. Gene Ontology annotation, biological process: actin filament bundle assembly. The record is from RefSeq and is a predicted model, not a curated record. Lineage: Eukaryota; Viridiplantae; Streptophyta; Magnoliopsida; Rosales; Rosaceae. Bases 1047 to 1742 code for a protein of 231 amino acids.
CCUAAGACUAAUAUAGACAAGGUAUGUUAUGUGGGUGGAUUUCUGGCAGAAAAACAAAAGGAAUGAGAAGUGAAAAAAAUAAAAAAAUAUCACCCAAAAAGGGGGCAUUCCGAGAAUCGAACUCGGGACCUCUCGCACCCAAAGCGAGAAUCAUACCACUAGACCAAAUGCCCUCACUAUAACAAUUAACACGUGCGAAAUAGCCUAAUUAGUUUUCUUUCCCAUAUGAGUGAUCUGACCCUUCCUUUCUACAUUUAUCUACAUGUGCACAUGGAAAUGAUCCUAUACAGUUGGACAAAAAAGUAGAAUUUGGAUUGUGACAACAAUCAUUAACCUGGAAAAUUCGAGAUAUAGUUAUUCAUAGGAGUGAAAGAAACCUUUUGGGACUCCAGCUAGCAACUUCGUGAUGAAAUUCUGCUAACGGAGAACUUUAGGGACAGACCCCAUCACCUUUAAAAACGAAAAAAGCAUCCUUUGGUGAUCUACCUAUUACUCACUUGCGUUUACCAGUAACAGUUUCUUACCACUUUAGUCCUUAACAUCUGCUUUUAUCCAUGUUUUGGAGCCAUGAUCCUGUUCAUGAUAAUUCCCUGCACAAAAAAAAAAAAUCAAACCAAAAAUGUGCAUUACUAAUACCACAUCUUACAAGUCUCUCAAAACUAUUUUGUGGUAUUAUUAUGAACUUUAAAAUGAAGAACAAUCUACAAGUAUUUCAUCUAUUUCCUUUUUCUUUUUUGGUUUAUAAGGAAAAUUUUACUUAGAUCUACCUUCUACACGACCUCAUGAGUUCAGACCCUUGUAUGUUGAUCUGGCAUUAUGUCCAAAACUAUUUUUUAAGGAAUUUAUUACUGAUCUGUUCAAUUUAUGAAGAUGGGCAAUCUUAGCAAUGCAAAGAUGAACAAAAAAAAAAAAUUGAAGAAUCUUAAGAAUAGCAAAAACAAUUUUUUUUAAUAAAGGACCGGUUGGGAAUAUUCAUGGAAUGGAUUUGCUUAAAUUUCGGACAAAAUGAUUGCAAAUGGCCCUGUAGUACUCGUCUGUAAAUAUCCAUGAAUGAGUUUGCUGCAUUUGGUGUCUUCCGUGAUUGUCUCUCACCCACUGCUUUAAUCUCCUCUCCUGUAGUUUUCAAUAAAGAGCUUUUUGAAGGGUUGGUGGUUGUGAGGUUGGAUUGGAAGCUGUCCAUGGCCACCUUCGCAGGAACCUCCCAGAAGUGCACAGCCUGCGAAAAGACGGUGUAUCUGGUUGACAAGUUAACAGCUGAUUCCAGAUCCUACCACAAAGCCUGCUUCCGAUGCCACCACUGCAGAGGUACCCUAAAGCUCAGCAACUUCUGCUCAUUUGAGGGAGUCCUAUACUGCAGGCCUCACUAUGAUCAACUCUUCAAGCGAACUGGUAGUCUGGAUAAGAGUUUUGAAGGCACACCGAAAAUUUUGAAACCAGAAAAACCUACGAUUGAGAAUGAGAAUAACAAGGCAGUAUCAAACAUGUUUGUUGGUACCAAAGAUAAAUGUGUGGGAUGUGAAAAGACGGUGUAUCCCAUUGAGAAGGUCUCGGUGAAUGGGACUUCAUACCACAGGAGGUGCUUCAAAUGUACCCAUGGAGGUUGCACCAUAAGCCCAUCUAACUAUAUUGCACAUGAAGGAAAGCUCUACUGCAAACACCACCACAUCCAACUCUUCAAGGAGAAAGGGAAUUACAGCCAGCUUGAGAAUGAACGUGAAAAGCAAUCAGAGACUGGUAGUUAGUCAUGAGCCACUCCUAAUGUUUAAGGCGCUUUUCAUUAAUUUUAACUUGUAAUCUUGUUUUUGGUCAUGCAUUUGAUGUAAUGUGAGGUUGAUCUGCAUCUGCUUAAUGUGUGUGAAAGGUUUUUCUGCGGCAUUUUUGAUUGGUCA